Molecule: messenger RNA, 4116 nt
Organism: Paracoccidioides brasiliensis Pb18
Exons: 4
Coding region: 1-4116 (1371 amino acids)
Source: RefSeq, a predicted model, not a curated record
AUGGCAGAGCAGAGCAGCCACGAUGUGGUAAACCAAACCCGGUCGGGCGGCGAGAUAUCGCCUUCCGACGUUCCUGCAAACAAACCUGACAAUUUCACUGCUGGAGGGGAUGCAGGGGAAGUUCAACAACCAAAUACAACCAACAUUGAUAGCAACAACAACGACGACGACGCUCAAAGACGGGACACCACAUCGCAGGGGAGCAUACAUGGAACUUCUGGUAUGCCAUCAACGGACAUUCCUGAAUCAUCAACAGUGCGUGGACAUGAUACUAACAUUCAUUGCGACCGAAAUUUAGAUAAUGGGAAGAACGGAAAGUCUGAUAUCAAUGGACUUGCGGAAUCUUUACCCACAGGGGAUGAAAGACUGUCUCCGCUUCAACCUGGCGAUGCAAGCGGAGGAUCUGACACAGAUACCAGCAGGACAGAUCUUCGAACAUCACCCGAUGGAGGCCAACACACGCGCACCAGCUCCGCCAAAAGAAUAUCCGUAUUCAAACCAGUUUCUUACGCCAAGUUUUCUGUUACGAAAUCACCGGGAACUUUACAAACAUCCAAAGCAAAUAAUGACAAAACACCGUUCUCAUCCGCUUCUUCGACUCCGUCGGUCUCUCAACCUACAAAACCUCGAUUAGUGGCGAAGGCCACCGGAGGAUUGCGAGACUCCGCUCCAAAGUCGACAGGUAUUGGGACUAAAAGUGGUAACGGCGGCCCGGACCCAAAUCAGGUCUGGAAUAAAAAUCGACCGGUUCCACCACCAUCAACUAAACAUCUUACGGACGAGGAACUGAAGCAACAGUAUGGAAUCCACAUGACAUCCAGGAUCCAGGAAGAUGACAACGGCAAGGAAGCUAAAUGGGCGGAUAUCGAUGAUGAUGAGGAUGAUUGGGCGCCUGAAACGAUAGAAUGGAAUGACGGGACAAAAAUCACCCUUACCACCCACACGGAGAAUAUUCCACUUCCAAGCGAAAAGCCGAAGGAUACUUCCAAGGACAGAAAACCAUCUCCAGCUUUAUCUGAAAACAAGUCUUCUCGUGAAGGCUCCAAAAUCCUGCUUACUAAAUCAAGUUCCGUCGGUCCAAAUUCCACUGUUUUAAAACUUGGAUCAAAUACCGAAAAACAAAGCAAACCCGGGGAAGUUUUAGCGAAGGGACAAAACGACAAACCAAUUCUCACAUCAAAAGCUCAAUCAGCAGCUCACAAGUCCCCGUGGGCUCCUCUCCCGCCAAUCGACAAGGUUCCCCCGGUCACAAUUAGUCCGCCUCUUCCAGGUCCACCGUCUCGCUUUCCGCAGCGCGACCAUCACCAUGGUCCUGCACCUACUCCAGCGCCCGCACCUCCAACAAAGGAAAUAGCGGCAGAUGACUUUAAUCGAUCGUGGAGAGAUACCCAUUCUAGUGUGCCUCGUGAACUUUACAACUCGCAAUCUGGUCGUUAUGAACCUGUUCUGGAUACUCGUCGAGGACCUGCUCGAAAUGAACAAAAUUUCAGACCUCCUUCCCUUUUACAACGGCCUACGCAUGGAGAACAACCUAGCCUUGGAGAGCCAUCUCCGAUGUUCCAGUCUCACAGGUCAGCUGGUGAUGGCGCCUCUUGGGGAAGAAGGCGCGCAUCUUCGAAUGUUAGCGGGGGAAGCGGCGGGUUUGGGCGACAAGUGUCUUUCGGCAAAGCCUCAGUUAACGGAGGAAAUGAACGGCCAACGUCACCUCCUCCACAUCAGAGGGGCCCAUAUGCUCCUCGUGGGAUUUCACCAUCUCAAUCUUCCGUUCGCCAAAACCGUGCAGGCCAGGCGACUCAUUAUGUCACUCCUGGAUUCCAUGCUAGCUCUCAACAGGCAGGCGCUACGCCACCAGAGGAGGCAGCUCAGCAACAGGUCCCGUUUGAAGAUCCUAUCGCAAUGCAGCAGCGCAUUAUGCGAGAAAAACGAGAACUGGCAAGGCAACGCCGGAAAGAAGAGGAAGAACGGGAAGAAGCAGCAAAACAAGAAAGAAUCAGGCUGAAGCUUCAAUCCAUGGGGCUACCUAUGGAGAAACCAUCGGACAAGGCGUCUGAAAAGGUUUCUGAUAAAUCAUUUGACAAACCAUUCAACAAGCCAGCAACCCAAGAGCAGUCUGCACCGUCCGAGCCAACAAAAGAACCAUCAAAACUGGCAAUAGCAGGUGCAGCCAUCCACUCACCUCCUAAACCUCCUAUUCCAGAACCUUCCGGGGAACCAAAGCAAUAUGGAAUGAUGAAAGUACACCAUCCAGCAUCCGCUAAGAAAUUGGUGGCUGCGAGUGAACGAGGCCCAGAGAGGCCAUUUGGAAAUAACAACCAGACUCGCCAGCCAUCGUCCCCAUCACGCGAUUCUAAAUUGGACUCUGUCAGACCGCUUGCAACAAACGCUAAUGGUAUGCGCCCUUCCGCAGAAACUUCUCCCACAGAAUCUCGGCAUGAGGCUAUAAUGGAAGACAAGCCCCCACAGUGGAAGGGACCUCUUGCUGCGUCAACACCCUACUCUUCAUGGUCUGGUCAAAAGCUUAGUUCUAAUCCUACUCCAACUACACCAUUAUGGGGCCCACUAAGUAAUGAUAAAGCGCUUGGCAAUGGGACAUUUGACAGAACAUUAGCCGGAUUUUCUCGGGAUCUGCCUUUGCCGAUUGGACCCCCAUCCGCAAACGAUAGACUUAGCAAUGCAGACCGAUCCCGGGCUAUGGCAGACAACGGGCGGCCGUCAUCCCCUAUAUCCAUUCCAGAAGAACGAUCUUCUCGACUUACUAACAACGAAUGUCUCAAGCCCAUUGCUCGACCCACACCAAUCGGGCCUCCGACUCCCCAAACUCAAUCUCAACGGUGGCAAUCUGAUCAAGGUCCUCGCCGAUCCCAGGACACAGCUAGUUGGAAUGAUUUCCAUGCGACUGCUGCGAAAGCAGAAGCAGAGGAGAAUGAGAAAGUCCAUCGUGAACUAGGAGCGUUGCGUGAAGAAGAGGCACGGACUGGCCUUCCACCUGCCUCCCUCCAAGUCUCGUUUAAUGAGACUUGGCGGCAACUCGAAAGUGACCAGGCUUGUCAGCGCCAAAUCGUCGGUAUUGCUAGAACAGCUGACAGAGGAUCGUCUCUUCAGUCGCUACACGGAUUUGGACCGGCCGGUCCUGGGUUGUCUUUCUCCGAAGCGGCCACAAAGCCUCUGACAAAUGCUACUGGGAGAGAGUCGAGAUUUUUCCCACAUGGGAGCGAACAGAUUAGACGGCCAGCAAAUACUUCGAGUGUAUAUCCCCGUAGCCCAUCACCUCCCCCACCAGAUGAUAUUUCCAGCCACCCAGUUUUCACUGGCGAUUCCCAUAAGCCAUUGGUCCAUUUACCAACGCCAAAGCCUCGCGUCAAACUGCCUCCACGACAAGCAACACCACCUCCGCCGCCAGUCACGUUCGCUUCAAUGGUUGCGAGUCCAGCCGUCCGCUCUCCGACUCAGCAUGUUGCUAACACUACAUCGUGGCAAGACAGAUUUAAUGGGUUGUUUGGUAAGAAGCCUUCACCGGGUAGGAAAUAUGCUCUUGCUGUUACCUCUGCUACCAAGGAGCCACUUGAAGUUCAAUCAUCCACAUCAUCCGCCUCGGUAUCAUUUCCCCAGUAUGACGAGGUUGAACUUCUCCGCGACGCCGGUAAAGUCACUUCUAAAGAUGUUGAGGAUGAGGAAGCCAUUUUCGAGGAUCGAGAAGCAGGUUCUACCCCUGUGGUGAAAAUGCCAAUCAUGGCCCCCAGAGCAGCAUGGCAACCGGCCCUCCCACCUCCACAGUCUCGCUUGCGUCCCAAAUAUCAGAAGCCUGUUCAGUCGUUGAGCAUUGAGCCAUAUAUUUUCGGCUUUUUUGGCGACGAUAACAACGCAAUUAUCAUUCACCUACCGGGCAGGGAUGUAGCCAAAAUUUUAUCGGUGCCGAAGAAGGGAGGAAAUACUUCUUCGCGACCUAGAGGACCCUCCACAUUAAAACAAAGGAAAAACGUAAAACUUCGAGAUGGAUCCGGCAACUACAGUCAUCCUCAAGCACCAAGGAAACAUUCACAAUCCACUUCUACCGCACCGCGACCACACCCGGGCAAUGGCAGCUGGGCAAACCGUGCAUCCAGCGUCGCUCAAUAA